CUGCAAUGGGACAGACAAAUUACUUCAUAAAGAAGGUCUUCAUUAUUAUAACCAUCUUUUUAUUGAUCUGUCUACUCAUCAUUAAAGUGAGACCACCUAAAGCAGACAGGUCAAUCCCGGCACCUCUUGGGCCUUUACUCGUUUGCCCAUCAAAAAUCUCUGACCAGACCAUCACUCCUCUCAAAAAUACUAAACAUUUACUGGUCUCAGCAUUCAUGGAUCAGAGAGUGAUUGGUUUCGACAUACGCAUCAUUGGCAUGUUUCGAAGAGACUCCAUCCAGCCGCUCAACUGCCUUUUCUGCUGUGUUGGACAUUUAGGUGGAACCACUCCCACAAAGAUUUUAGUACACAUACUUUAUUCAGGUUUUCCCUUUGUUGCUACAGACAUCAUGUGUCAAAUUCCUCAAAACUGCGAUGCUACACAUGUCACUCUUCUGACAGAGCCCAGAGUGGAAAAUGAACGUAAUCUCACUUGGAUUCCUAUAAGAAACAAGAAAACCAAUGAAAACAAUGAAAGGAUGAACUUCACAGUCUGCAUUUCCAGUCUGUUUGGAGAAUACAACAAUGUGCUUCAGUAUACACAAAGUCUGGAAAUGUACAGGUUGCUUGGCGUGAACAGAGUGGUAAUCUACAACACCAGCUGUGGCCCAGAUCUUGAUCGUCUUCUGCAGAGUUACACCCAAGAAGGAUUUGUGGAAAUAGUUCCCUGGCCCAUCAAUGAACACCUGAAUUCAUCCCAUGGUUGGCAUUUUUCAAAACAUGGAGGUGAUAUACACUACUUUGGCCAGCUUGCCACACUCAACGAGUGCAUGUACAGAUACAUGGAGCGUUCGCGCUACGUCCUAUUAAAUGACGUAGAUGAGAUCAUCAUGCCAUAUCAACACAACAACCUGAUGUCUCUGAUGGACACACUGCAAAAUCAACAUCCAGAUGUUGGUGUGUUUCGCAUUGAGAAUCAUAUCUUUCCCAAGGAGCACUUCGAGCCAAGUGGAAGGUUUCAUCUUCCUCAAUGGAACGGGGUGCCAGGAGUUAAUAUUCUGGAGCACAUUUACCGAGAAGAUCCUGACAUAAAUAGAUAUCAUCCCCUCAAGUUGAUCGUUCAACCAAGGAUGGUGGAGCAGACUUCAGUGCAUUUAGCUGUAAGGAGAUUUGGACAACAAUACAAGGUUCCUCGGGAUGUUUGCAGAGUCAUUCAUGUCCGCGCACCCCUGCAAGGAUCAAUAAAACUGGAACAACUUCAUGUGGACAAACGACUGUGGGACUUUCAAGAAAAACUCAUUCCUAAUGUGGACAAGGUGCUGAAGAAAGUGGGGAUGCUUGCGUCUCCACCAGUCAACACCAGUCAAGAGUGA
Molecule: messenger RNA, 1352 nt
Organism: Nematolebias whitei (Rio pearlfish)
Lineage: Eukaryota; Metazoa; Chordata; Actinopteri; Cyprinodontiformes; Rivulidae
Product: beta-1,4-galactosyltransferase galt-1-like
Exons: 5
Coding region: 6-1352 (448 amino acids)
Source: RefSeq, a predicted model, not a curated record